CUAGCACCCACCCGACAACCGCAUCUGGUCAGCCCUAGCACGGUAACAUCCCCUCUGGUAACUCCACGUCUUCUAGUCCGGCUCCCCUCCCUCUCUCAACAGACGACGGUCCCUCACCUCCAACCAUUUGCACCCUGGUGAUCCGGCACAACGCCCCCGCCUUAGUACCCACCCAACAACCUCGCCCGGUAACCCCCUGCCCCUUGGCUGUGACCCCGGUGGCCGUCUGCCGAUCCCUCCACACGGCCGUCAAGAGCCCAGUGAUCCUUCAACCCCUCCCGACCCCCACACGCACCCGGCAGCUCAACGCUGAUUAUUCACCCAAUCGUUCAGACACGGAAUGGAUCCUUUCGACUGCCCCCGUGUUUGAGAUGAGAGAAGGUGGCGCGGACUGGCGAGGAAUUUGAUCAAAAGGAAGAGCGGCCGGAGACAUGAACAGGAAGAAAGGCGAUAAGGGGUUCGAGAGCCCAAGGCCCUAUAAGUUAACUCACCAGGUGGUCUGCAUAAAUAAUAUAAACUUUCAGAGGAAGUCUGUCAUAGGAUAUGUGGAGUUGACCAUUUUCCCAUUAGUUGCAAACCUCAGUAGAAUUAAACUGAAUAGCAAGCAAUGUCGGAUUUACAGAGUAAGAAUAAAUGAUUUGGAAGCUGCUUUCAUUUACAAUGAUCCAACUUUGGAGGUCUGCCACCACGAAUCAAAGCAGCGAAAUCUUAAUUACUUUUCCAAUGCCUAUGCAGCAGCAGUCAGUGCGGUUGACCCUGACACUGGAAAUGGAGAGCUGUGUAUUAAGGUUCCAUCUGAACUGUGGAAACAUGCUGAUGAGAUGAAAGUUAUGAAAGUAUAUAUUGAAUUCUCCUUGGACCAGCCAAAAGGAGGGCUUCAUUUUGUUGUGCCCAAUGUAGAAGGUAGCAUGGCUGAGCGAGGUGCACAUGUCUUUUCCUUUGGAUAUGAAAACUCUACCAGGUUUUGGUUUCCUUGUGUGGACUCUUUCUCUGAACUAUGCACAUGGAAGUUGGAGUUCACAGUUGAUGCUGCUAUGGUAGCAGUUUCCAAUGGAGAUUUGGUGGAGUCUGUUUACACCCAUGACAUGAGAAAAAAAACUUUUCAUUACAUGUUAACGAUUCCAACAGCUGCCCCGAACAUUUCACUGACUGUUGGCCCCUUUGAAAUACUGGUUGAUCCUUACAUGCAUGAAGUAACACAUUUCUGCCUACCCCAAUUGUUGCCACUCCUGAAACACACCACAUCCUUUCUUCAUGAGAUUUUUGAGUUUUAUGAAGAGAUUCUGACCUGCAGAUAUCCCUAUGCCUAUUAUAAGACUGUAUUUGUUGAUGAAGCCUAUGUAGAAGUAGCUUCAUAUGCAUCGAUGAGUAUUUUAAGCACAAACAUCCUGCACAGUGCCAUGAUUAUAGAUCAGACGCCACUUACCAGACGGUGUUUAGCACAAGCUCUCGCUCAGCAGUUUUUUGGCUGCUUCAUUUCCAGAAUGUCUUGGUCAGAUGAAUGGGUGUUGAAAGGAAUCUCUGGGUAUAUAUAUGGCCUUUGGAUGAAGAAAACAUUUGGUGUAAAUGAAUACAGACACUGGAUAAAAGAGGAACUGGACAAAAUUGUGGACUAUGAAUUGAAAACUGGUGGUGUUUUGCUGCAUCCAACAUUUACUGGAGUGAAAGAGAAAGAAACCCCAGCACCCCACUUGCACUUUUCAAUUCGACAUCCACAUACAUUGUCCUGGAAGUAUUACAAGAUGUUUCAGUGCAAAGCCCACCUUGUAAUGAGACUCAUUGAAAAUAGGAUCAGCAUGGAAUUCAUGCUACAGGUCUUCAACAAACUGUUAAGUUUGGCCAGUACCGCCUCUUCACAGAAGUUCCAAUCACAUAUGUGGAGCCAGAUGCUGCUUUCAACAACUGGAUUCUUAAAAUCAAUUUCAAAUGUGUCUGGAAAAGAUAUUCAACCUCUAAUAAAGCAAUGGGUUGACCAGAGCACUGUGGUGAAGUUUUUCGGCAGCUUUGCGUUUAACAGGAAAAGGAACAUCUUGGAACUGGAACUGAAGCAAGAUUACACUUCUUUGGGAACUCAAAAAUAUGUGGGACCUUUAAAAAUUACCGUACAAGAAUUAGAUGGGUCAUUUAACCACACUCUGCAAAUUGAAGAGAACAGCCUCAAGCAUGAUAUUCCUUGCCAUUCUAAGAGCAGACGAAAUAAGAAAAAAAAGAUCCCACUGUUGAAUGGGGAGGAAGUGGACAUGGAUCUUAAUGCGAUGGAUGCUGAUUCUCCAUUAUUGUGGAUAAGGAUUGACCCAGAUAUGUCUGUUUUGAGAAAGGUGGAAUUUGAGCAGGCUGAUUUCAUGUGGCAAUACCAGCUUCGUUAUGAAAGAGAUGUGGUUGCGCAAGAAGAAUCAAUUCAUGCUCUAGAAAAGUUUCCCACACCAGCAUCUCGACUAGCACUAACAGAUAUCCUGGAACAAGAACAGUGCUUUUAUAAAGUACGAAUGCAUGCCUGCUUCAGGCUAGCAAAGAUUGCAAAUGCCAUGGUGAACACUUGGACAGGUCCUCCAGCCAUGAAGUCGCUCUAUACCCGCAUGUUUUGCUGCAAAAGUUGUUCAAAUAUUGUUAAGACCAACAAUUUCAUGAACUUCCAGAGCUACUUUUUACAGAAGACCAUGCCUGUUGCUAUGGCAUUGCAGCGGGAUAUCCAUAACCAGUGUCCCAAAGAAGUGUUGGCCUUUAUUUUGGACUUAAUUAAAUAUAACGACAACAGAAAGAACAAGUUUUCGGACAACUACUAUCGUGCUGAACUUAUUAAUGCACUUUCAAACUCAGUGACGCCUGCAAUUAGCAUCAAUAAUGAAGUUCGAACAUUGGAUAAUCUCAAUCCUGAUGUACGAUUGAUUUUGGAGGAGAUUACCAGAUUUUUAAAUAUGGAGAAGUUGCUACCAAGUUAUAGAAACACAAUAACUGUCAGUUGCUUGAAAGCUAUACGUAUACUUCAGAAGAAUGGCCAUAUUCCCAGUGAUCCAUCACUUUUUAAAUCAUAUGCAGAUUAUGGGCACUUUGUUGAUGUUCGCAUUGCAGCUCUAGAAGCAGUUGUGGAUUAUACGCAAGUGGACAGGAGCACAGAUGAAUUGCAGUGGCUGUUAGAUCUGGUCCAGAAUGAUGGUGUACCCUACAUAAGACAUAAAAUUUUGAAUAUGCUCAAUAAAAAUCCCCCUUUCACCAAGAAUGCAGACUCAUCCAUGUGCACCGAGGCAUUGGUGGACCAGCUCUGGAAACUAAUGAACUCAGGAACCUCCCACGACUGGAGACUUCGCUGUGAUGCCGUGGAUGUGUACCAUACUUUGUUUGGCCUCAGCCGACCUUCUUGCCUUCCUCUGCCUGAGUUGGGUCUAGUUCUCAACUUAAAGGAAAAGAAAACUGUACUGAAUCCUAUAAUCAUUCCUGAGACAGGAGUAAGUGGACAAGAGGCCUUGGGCAGUGCAAACGUGCAUGGAAUAAUACCUGCCUUCCAGGUUAAAGAAGAGGAGCACCUUGUUAAGGACGCUGUAUCCGCUGCAUUUGGGGUUCAGAGUGUUAAGAGAAAAGCAGAGACUCCACUUGGUUCCCCACUGGAACCUGGCCAAAUUCUGGAAAAAGAUGAAGAUAACAGCAAAGUUAAGCUUAAAAUCAAAUUUUCUAAUUCUCAAGAGGAUGAAGAAAUUGACAUGGACUCAGUUCAUGAUAGUCAGGCUUUUAUUUAUCAUCAAUUGAACAUACUUGAACGACCGUCUACUCCAGGAAAAGAAACUCCAGCUAUAGAAACUGGCAUGAUUUCCAUGCCAGCCACUCCGGUUCCUUCACUUGGCAAAGAAUCCAGUUCGGCGAAACAUGGGGAACACCAUCAUCAUCAUCAUCAUGAACACAAGAAAAAGAAGAAAAAGCAUAAACACAAGCAUAAGCAUAAGCACAAACAUGAUGGGAAAGAUAAAGAAAAAGAUCCGUUUACUUUUGCAAACAGCCCAGCUAGUGGACGGUCGCUUAACUCUCCUUCAUUUUCAGACUAAAUGAAAGGGCGAACUGUCCAAGCAGCCCUACAAACUAGCAAGAAUAAAGAACCAAAACUUUUGUGCCCACUUUUCCUACAAAUUGUAUUGUAUUAGGUAAUCUACAUGUACAAACUUUGUUUAAUUGAUCUAAAUUCCGGUUACUCCAAACUUGCUACCCUUGUUUGAUGCAAACUGUUCAAAAUCAACCUCCUUUGCACUCCACCCCUAUCAUUGCAUUUCUACGUCCACACAACUAUUCUUUAUUAGCAUAUGAAUUAAGCGGGUCCAGCGAGUACACCGAACUCUGCUAUACAUUGCACUCUCUGUCUGCUUUUUGUCCUGCACAGAUUUGUUGGCCCAAUGUUGUUCAUUGUAAAAUGAACAUUAUUGGUAUUGAAACAAAAGCUCAAGCCAAAAAUUAUUUAGCAAGAGUAGUGCUCAAGCUUGUGUGUGACAAUAAAUGGAAUGCCUCGGAACAUCGUUGGAGCAGUAAAUAAAAGAUGGUAGCUGCUUUGAGAGGAAUGAGAGGAGAAAAUAAUUCUGAUGGAUCCUUGUUAUAUUGGAUUUCCUUGAAAAGCAAUGAAACCCAGUUGUGGAAUGAAUGGAAUAAAUGGGAUUCGCUUUUAUGGUCUAUUCAAAAUAAUGAAGUGAACGCACUUUCCUAAUUUCUUUGCUAUUUAAAAAAUUGUCCCUAAAUUGCUGUCAACCGUUGCUGUUUUUCAUAGGUAUUUGUGAUAUUUCGUUCACUGAUGAUGGUGCUGAUUCAUUUACCUGCAUCCAAGAACUUGUGGGUCAUGUUAUUUUAAAAAGAUAAUGAUUGUUUGUAUUUCAUAUAAUCUGAUUUUAUACAAAAGCUAUAGGGUCCAUAUGUUUAUAUAAUUAAAUAUUUUGUCUUCAGUGAUUUUGUUUGUUGUGAGUGCAACAAAUGAGGAAAUGAAAUUAUUUUCGUCAUUGGCUAAAUGUAUUUUUCUUCUGAUUGCAUCAUUGCCUUUUUAUUUUCUCUCUUAAAUGUAAUAUUAUUUUAAAUAUUUGUCUGUGAAAAAUAUUGUACACGCCUUCUAUUCAGAUUUCAUAAUUUCUAAUCUUGUUCCUCAAAGAUUCCCACAGUUCAGUAAAUAACUUCAUCAUCAUAUCACAGCAAAAGUAAUUUUCCCACAAAUCUUGUUUUUCACUAGCCCCACCCCCUCCCCAUUGUUUUAAAAUAAAAUUUCUACUUUUAAAAAAAAGUAUAAAUGGCGCAAUUCUAAGUGUGAUAAGUUGAAUAUUGAAUUCAAGAAGCCAUCUCAAAUGUUAAUCAUCGAUUGAACUUGUAGUUUCUGAACAGUUGAGCGACAUAGCUUAAACCUACCAUUGAAAAAAAUGUGAAUUUCGUAUAUGUUUUCUGAAUCCCAGCAGGUAUUAGGGAGAUGUUGGAGAUGAUCCAUGUGAAUUCGAUACUUGCGCUUGUUACCAUAUAAUAUGGCUAUUAUAAUGUCAUUUAUUUGACAACAGGAUCCAAAUUAAACAUUUUUAAUGUUCUUGAGACCAGAUAAUAAUGUAAUUUAGUAAAGCAAAGUUUGCUUGAAUAAUUUCUACAUGUUUUGUAUAGCUCUCUGCUAAUUUAUGUUUGAUUUGUUGAGUGGUGUAGUUUAUUAUCUUAGAACCAAAGAUAUCUGCUUAGACUUAAGUGAAUGAGGAACUAAAAUUUUAAGCUGUUUUAUGCUUAACAAUAUAUGUAACUUUGUAAAUAUGUCCUUAUGCAGUGGGAAUUAUUAAUAAACCACAAGAUUACAUUCUUAA
Molecule: messenger RNA, 5795 nt
Organism: Amblyraja radiata (thorny skate)
Lineage: Eukaryota; Metazoa; Chordata; Chondrichthyes; Rajiformes; Rajidae
Gene: taf2
Product: TAF2 RNA polymerase II, TATA box binding protein (TBP)-associated factor
Exons: 26
Coding region: 432-4034 (1200 amino acids)
Biological process (GO): transcription initiation at RNA polymerase II promoter
Cellular component (GO): transcription factor TFIID complex
Molecular function (GO): RNA polymerase II general transcription initiation factor activity; chromatin binding; transcription cis-regulatory region binding
Source: RefSeq, a predicted model, not a curated record